Psylliodes chrysocephalus is the source of this 1245-nucleotide messenger RNA. The record is from the annotation of a GenBank genome assembly. NCBI's taxonomy places the organism in Eukaryota, Metazoa, Arthropoda, Insecta, Coleoptera, Chrysomelidae.
AUGUUUGUGAUUCGAUUUGUUUUGGUGUCUUGUUUAGUCUUAGUGAUUUUAGAAUAUAUAGAGGCUGAAUGUAUAAGAAAUAAUGCCGAUGAAUUAUAUUGUGAGGAUAUUAAAAAAAUUUCUCGAGAAAUUUUAAACGAAAGUUAUGAAAACUGUAUGAGAUUAAUGAUAGUUUACACCAAGGAACCUCUUGAAAUAACUGCUUUUAGAAACAUGAAAAAAUUAACAGAUAUUGACAUAUCAAAUAGUCGAAUUGGAAUAAUAUAUUCUGAAACUUUUAAAGAUAUACCAUAUUUGGAACAUGUAUAUAUAAAAAAUAAUAAAAUAGGAGAUAUUGAAGAAUCAGCCUUUUUCAAUUUAACCAAACUGCAAGAGGUAGUAAUAUCAUACACCGAUAUUCCAUUUUUAAGAAAAGGUAUUUUCCGAAAUGUCCCACAACUGUACAUUAUCAAUCUACAAAAUUCCAACUUAUGUUCUAUACAAAAUGAUGCUUUUUACGACGUGCCAAACUUAAAAAAACUUUAUCUUAAUAACAACUUGUUAACUGUUGUGACGAAAGAUAUGCUGAAUAAAUUGACUAAUUUGGAUUAUCUAAAUUUGGCUAACAACAGUAUAUCAAUAAUAGAAAAAAAUAGUUUUGACCAAACUAAGCAUUUAUAUUCCCUGUAUUUAGAACGUAAUCAAUUGAAAUCACUUGAUUUGGAUAUAUUUCCUACGACCGGAAUGAAAUAUUUGCGAUCGAUUUAUUUAAAUAGAAAUCGACUGAUGUAUCUACCAUCCACAUUUUUUACUAGAACACCGACUUUACAGGAAAUUGGUCUAAGUCACAAUCCAUGGUUUUGCCCUUGCCUGUUCGAGAUUUAUAGGAUUUUAAACCUAUACAACAUUACGGAAAUUAGGGCUAAGAAAAAUCUUUACAUUAAGGAAAUUUGGAAUAAGAAGCUCUUCAUGGUUAAUUCUUGUAAGGACCCAAUACCUGAUGAUAGUCCCUGGAGUCUUCCCAUUUGCAUCAAUAGAAAUGUCUUAGACAAUAUUUGUAUAAAUACAUAUAGUCAAGAAUUAAAGGAGGACAAUUUAUUUACUCAACCAAAUAACAUACAAAAUCAGGAACUAACAGCAAAUAAUCAAAUAGAUAACAAAUUGCAGAACGAAUUAUCUCAGGAGAAUAAAACUAAAAAAGGAGACAAACUGAUAUCUGAACGGACAAAGAAACUAUCUUCAACAGCAACACCCAGGAAAAAUUAA